CCCCCAACCAUGUCUGGCUUCGCUUAACAAGGCUAGCGCGUAGAGUCUCAACAAGCAUCACCGCCCCCCCAACGCCAAAAACUUGGGGGACCCAUUCCUUUUUUGCAGUGCUGCAGUGCUGUUGCUGGGCCCUGCUGUUGCUGAGAAGCUGCCACACCUACCUCUCCCACCCUAUCCAGCUCCCGACAUCGCGGUCCCUUUCUCGCUUGGAUCUGACCAUCCCUCUCCGUCCUCUUUUUUUUUUUUUCCCUUCACCUUCUUUUUCCCUUUUUUUUCAUUGCGCAACCAACCCUUCCCCCCAUCACACAAAAUGUUCUCGCGAGCCACCCGGUUAACAAGGGCGCUGCCCGUCCGUGUUGCUGCUGCCCGCGCCAGCCCUGUCACGGCUUCGCUUGCCCGGAGGACCGUCACCACCAAUGCCGCUUCGGCGCAGGUUGACAAGAGCUCCGUCCCCCAGUCCGAAGAUGAGCCCUUCCAUGUCACCCUUUCCGACGAGAGCUUCGAGACGUACGAGCUCGACCCCCCACCUUACCAGCUUGAGGUUACCAAGAAGCAGUUGAAGCAGAUGUAUAAGGAUAUGGUUGUCGUCAGGUAUGAGAGGCACAUGGGUUUUGGGAGGUCCGUGAUCUUUGGCUGA
This is a messenger RNA of Podospora bellae-mahoneyi, 637 nucleotides long. Its product is annotated as alpha subunit of pyruvate dehydrogenase. The record is from RefSeq and is a predicted model, not a curated record. Bases 311 to 637 code for a protein of 108 amino acids. The transcript is spliced from 2 exons. NCBI's taxonomy places the organism in Eukaryota, Fungi, Ascomycota, Sordariomycetes, Sordariales, Podosporaceae.